AUCAUAAAGACGAUAGAGCAAAACCCGGUAGUAAUGAUUCAAGGAGAGACAGGCUGCGGAAAGUCAACUCAAGUCCCACAGUUCAUUUUGUUUCAGCACAUGAAAUAUUUGAAGCAUUGCAACAUCGUCGUCACCCAGCCAAGAAAGAUUGCUGCCAUCAGUGUUGCCAAGCGAGUUUGUGCAGAGAACGGUUGGGAGAUUGGAGGGCUUUGUGGUUAUCAGGUGGGUCUGGAGAAUGUAUCAAGUGAUCACACAUGCCUGCUUUUCUGUACGACCGGUGUCCUUCUCCAGAAACUCAUCACUGCGAAAACCAUUGAUAACUAUACGCACGUUAUUCUGGAUGAGGUGCACGAAAGAUCACAAGAAAUGGACUUCACGAUGCUCACAGUCAGAAAGCUACUGAGAGAGAAAUGUCCCAAUGUCAAGGUCAGUUUUCUAAAAGGAUGUGCUGGAUUUAUGUUUGUAUUAUUAUUAUUAUUACAUCACAUUACAUCAACAAUCGCCAGCAUCAACGAGUUAUUAUUGCAUUACAUCAACAAACAACUGCAAACAGGUGAUAUUGAUGUCGGCAACAAUGGAUGUGUCUGUGUAUAG
Messenger RNA from Helobdella robusta, 594 nucleotides. RefSeq lists its product as hypothetical. Lineage: Eukaryota; Metazoa; Annelida; Clitellata; Rhynchobdellida; Glossiphoniidae. The record is from RefSeq and is a predicted model, not a curated record. Gene Ontology annotation, molecular function: ATP binding; RNA binding. The annotation marks the transcript as partial. Gene Ontology annotation, cellular component: intracellular anatomical structure. The transcript has 3 exons.